This is a messenger RNA of Stereum hirsutum FP-91666 SS1, 741 nucleotides long. RefSeq lists its product as uncharacterized. The record is from RefSeq and is a predicted model, not a curated record. The transcript has 3 exons. NCBI's taxonomy places the organism in Eukaryota, Fungi, Basidiomycota, Agaricomycetes, Russulales, Stereaceae. Bases 82 to 519 code for a protein of 145 amino acids.
CAACCCACUCACAACCAACUCUCUCACAAACAAACAAAUCUUUUUGGCAGACUCGUAGCUGCUCCUAAUUCACAUACAAUCAUGUCUGUCAACACACAACACCCAGCUGCCAUGCGCGUUGGAGGUCGUCGUCUCUCUCUACCCUCAUCACAUAUAAGGCCACAUGUACCUACAAGCCCUGUAGACGAAGCUCCUCGCCGUGCCGCCUCCCCAGACGAUUACCCUCGUCCCUCUGCACCCUCGUCUUUCAACCAAGAGCAUAUGGACCUAGAGAGCGAAGUCGAAGAAGACGAGGCCGAAGCUCCUCCACAACACCAUGUACCUCACCACGAUGAGGAACCGCCAAGGAGGGAGAAGAAGCGCGAGGCGCACGGGAUGCAUGACAGCGAGAGGAAGCUACGGGAGAAUGCGCAAAGGAAAAUGGAGGAGAACAGGCCGAGCAAGGAGGCAUGGAACGCGAGCGGACAUGGAGCCGGACAGAGGAUCGCCCAGCCAGCUGGGAAGGGUUUCCUCGCUUGAGCUUGUUCAUGAGACGGCGCUCCAUACACGAGGCUACGAAGAGUAGCGGAGCGAUGGUGUAAGAAUAGCAUGAAGGCUGUGGACCUCUGUGGACAUCAAAUAUGUAUAUUCAUCUCUGUGGGGUGUACGAUACUUACAUGUACCUGUAUGUUGGCGGUUUCCCGAUAUUCUUUAUAUUCUGUAUCAAUAGCAAGUUCAUAACUGAUAGCAGGUCAUUGUGAC